AUGACUCGCGCCCAGCAGACUCUCUCUGUUCUUCUCCUUGUCUCUUCACUUUAUCUUGUCCUAUACCUCGGCCUUGUUCCCCUAAAUGAGACCAUUCAGAAUGAAGUCAUCCCUGUUCUUCCCUUUUACGCCUUGAUAUGUUUCGGAUGCUACCUGUUAGGACGAUUGGGAUUGGCAAUAUUAACUUUCAAUGAUGUCCCCGAAGCGCAUGCAGAGCUACAAAAGGAGAUCGAGCAAGCCAAGGCCGAAUUGCGCACACAGAAUGUUGAUGUUGAUUAA
This is a messenger RNA of Aspergillus tanneri, 279 nucleotides long. RefSeq names its product dolichol-phosphate mannosyltransferase subunit 3. Gene Ontology annotation, cellular component: dolichol-phosphate-mannose synthase complex; endoplasmic reticulum membrane. NCBI's taxonomy places the organism in Eukaryota, Fungi, Ascomycota, Eurotiomycetes, Eurotiales, Aspergillaceae. The record is from RefSeq and is a predicted model, not a curated record. Bases 1 to 279 code for a protein of 92 amino acids. Gene Ontology annotation, biological process: GPI anchor biosynthetic process. The transcript is spliced from 3 exons.